Molecule: messenger RNA, 3333 nt
Organism: Pseudophryne corroboree (corroboree frog)
Lineage: Eukaryota; Metazoa; Chordata; Amphibia; Anura; Myobatrachidae
Gene: GOLGA5
Product: golgin A5
Exons: 13
Coding region: 331-2490 (719 amino acids)
Biological process (GO): retrograde transport, vesicle recycling within Golgi; Golgi organization
Cellular component (GO): Golgi membrane; Golgi cisterna
Source: RefSeq, a predicted model, not a curated record
GCGCUCUUUCUUUUUCCCAGUCUCUAUGAUAAGUACAGUAAGCAGCGGCUGGGCAACCAGUGGCGCUCUUUCCUGGGCUUGUUUGUUCUCGGUGGUGUGAGCGAAGGCCAGACAGGCAGCGCCAAGGACACCCUGUUUGGGGACCUGCCGUGUGUCAGUCUGCAGUUCCGGGUCCACGUCUCCGGAGUCCGGUGGGGGAUGGACACAAGACCGUAGCAGGGACUGUGAGAGAACCGCUGUCACCCGCCCGUCACGCAGGGCAGAUAGGGUAGGAGCCUGGCAGGUCAUGACUGUGCAUCUGUGAAGCUUGACAGCUGAUUAUCUCUCACAAUGUCUUGGUUUGUUGACUUGGCUGGUAAAGCAGAGGACCUCUUGAAUCUAGUGGACCAAGGAGCAGCAACUGCUUUAAGUAAGAGUAAAGAGGAUGAAGGUAUGUUGGGUAGCGAAUCUGACAAUAACUCGGACAAGCAAAAAGAGAAUUUCCAGAGCUAUGCAAAGCCCAGCUUCAUCUCCUCUGCGGCGGACAAUAUAAAACACCAAAAGGCCACGCUCUUAGCUGGGACAGCCAACGUGAAGAGCAGCAAGAGGAUGAAUACAGAAUUGUCUCACAGCACGUCUGCUAAUCUCUCAUCACACAGGACAACCAACCAGUUUGUUAGACGCAAGAAAUCCGAGCCAGAUGAUGAACUGCUGUUUGAUUUUCUCAAUAGCUCAGAAAAGGUGCACAAUGGGGUUCUGGAGCCUAAAAAAGAGAAUAUCAGAGAGACGUCCCCUGUCAGUCACUCUGGGAGAACAAGCUCACAAAGUAUCAAAACAACUGAAAAUAUUUCCCCUCAGAUCCAAGGAGAUCUGACCGACUCUCCGUCUGUACAGCGUGCGCCGGAAGCUAAAACGCAGGACAGUAAACAACCGGAAGCAGCCUCCAGUCCUGGGCCCAUUAAUGGAGAUCAAAAGUCCCAUGAACUGUCCAAUCUCCGCUUGGAGAACCAGCUUCUGAGAAGUGAGGUGCAGUCUCUUAACCAGGAAAUGGCGACAUUGAUCCAAAGGUCCAAGGAGGCACAGGAAGAGUUGAACGAAGCACAGACGCGGAUAGUGAAGUGGAACGGGGACAAUUCGAAGAGUGACAGGACGGUGAGAGAGCUUCGCGCUCAGGUGGAUGAUCUGACGGAGGCAGCGGCUGCAAAGGACUCUCAGCUGGCAGUUCUCAAAGUCCGGCUGCAGGAAGCUGACCAGUUACUGAGCAGUCGCACAACAACUCUUGAGAAGCUACAAAGUGAGAAAUCAAGGAUUCUUCAGGACCACUCUGAAGGGAGCAGUCUCCACAGCCAGGCUUUGCAGACCACGCAGGAGAGGCUCCGGGAGGCAGAGGCUACUUUACAAAGGGAACAGGACAGCUACAAACAGAUGCAGAAUGAAUUUGCAGCCCGCCUGAGUAAGGUGGAAGCAGAACGUCAGACCCUGGCAGAGUCCAUUGUUACCACAGAGAAGAAGCAGAUGGAGGAGAAGCGGAGGAGUGAUGAACUGCAGCAACAGCUGAAGGCUGCUAGAGCCGCUGCAGAGUCUGUGAAACAGGAAAUGGUGGAUUAUAAACAGAAAGCAACGCGCAUCCUACAGUCCAAAGAAAAACUGAUCAGCAGCUUGAAAGAAGGGUCUGGCAUCGAGGGGCUGGACAGUCACGCAGCCAACAGCAUGGAGUUGGAGGAGAUGAGACAUGAGCGGGACCUGCAGAGGGAAGAGAUCCAGAAACUCCUAGCUCAGAUGCAGCAGCUGAAAGCAGAGUUACAGGAUGUGGAGAGUCAGCAGGUGAAUGAAGCAGAGUCGGCCAGGGAGCAGCUCCAGGACCUUCAGGAGCAGAUAUCGGAGCAAAGAAGAGGGAAGCAGGAGCUUGAGGCAGAGAUGGAGCGCCAGAAACAGGAAUUGCAAUAUACUCAGGAAGAUCUAUACAAGACAAAAACUACUCUGCAAGGAAGGAUCAGAGACCGCGAGGACGAAAUUCAAAAACUCAGGAAUCAGCUCACCAACAAGGCACUGAGUAGCAGCAGCCAAAGUGAGCUGGAGAAUCGGCUACACCAGCUGACCGAGACCCUGAUACAGAAACAGACCAUGCUGGAGAGUUUGAGCACGGAGAAGAACUCUCUGGUCUAUCAGCUCGAGAGGCUGGAGAAUCAGGUGAAGAGCAUGCAAGGAGCCAGCGUGAGCGGUUCCUCCAUCAACAUGUCUGCUGUGGACAGUGGGGAAGGUGCACGUAUGAGGAGUGUUCCGGUGCUGUUUAGCGACACAGACACAAAUGUUGCUGGCAUGUAUGGAAGGGUCAGGAAAGCUGCAACAACUAUCGACCAAUUCAGUAUCCGUCUAGGUGUAUUCCUGAGAAGAUAUCCCAUUGCUCGGGUGUUCAUAAUUAUUUAUAUGGCGCUCCUACACCUGUGGGUAAUGAUCGUUCUUCUUACGUACACACCAGAAAUGCACCAUGACCAUCCUUCUGGGAAAUAGCGGCCAAAGAUCUCGUUUUGUUAGCAGAAUUGCUGCAUUGCAUAGACUCUUGGAGACGGAUCUGUAUAAUAUCAGUAGAGAUCUAUAUUGCCUUUGUAAUCUAGGUAACUGAUUCUUGACAAAUUUAAUUCAAUAGUAAAACAGGCUUCAAAAUCUCUAGAAUAAUAGUUUAUUGGAUUAACGGUCAUUAAAGAAAUAUAUCUGGGGUCACUGCGGAGGAUCUUAUAAAUUCAGAGAAUCCCUCGGGCAUCCAGACGUACGUUGUACUUUGGGCAGUUCUAUUUCCCAUGCUUCGCUGCCAGGAGAAAGUUUGCAGAGUUUUAUUUGUGUGUUUCCUGGCAAACUAAUCACUUACCUGAUUUUAUACUCUGCAUUAUUCACGUUGCAACCCCUCUGCUGCUACAACCCUGCCUAGGACCUUUAGGCUUCAUAGCGCUUCAGGGAUUAGACCAAUCUGCAGCACCCAGGUGAAACUUGAAUGAAUGUGCUAUAUUUUGCCUACAGUCCCGGACACUAAAUGUAAAGUAAAAGACAAAGGGGGGUAUUUAUCAAAGCAUGGAGAGGGAUAAAGAGGAUAGAUUUUAAGAAUUAACCAAUCUGCUUCUAAAUCUCACUUUACAGGCUGUGUUUGAAAAAUGACAGGAGCUGAUUGGUUAGUGUUUAUCUGUCCAUGCUAAAUACCCCCCAAAAAGAAUAUGUUCUUCUUAUCUGUUCAAAAUCCUUUGCACUUGUAAUAUUUUAAAUGUAAAUAGUUUUUUUUUCUUUAAUCUGUUUAAAUAUAACCGUGGGGCUGUCAAAUGACUAGUGCAAUCUUUUAGUAAAUACAUUUAAAUAUUAAUAAAA